Messenger RNA from Oncorhynchus gorbuscha (pink salmon), 1613 nucleotides. RefSeq names its product BTB/POZ domain-containing protein 17-like. Gene Ontology annotation, molecular function: protein binding. NCBI's taxonomy places the organism in Eukaryota, Metazoa, Chordata, Actinopteri, Salmoniformes, Salmonidae. The coding region runs from base 168 to 1604 and encodes 478 amino acids. The record is from RefSeq and is a predicted model, not a curated record. The transcript is spliced from 3 exons.
CCGGGACAGGGAGUCAGGGCGCCACAACGGGGGCAACCCACCUCUUGCACACACUCACACAGAGACAGUAAGCACGAAGGGGAAGACGCAAAGUGUGAAACGAAGAAAAAGAAGGAACAGAGAAGAGAGAGAGAGAGGGGAUAUAUAUCUAGAUAUGGCACACACCUAUGAAGGAGGAAUCCCUGCCCGGGUCUAUCUGGGAACCCUGCUCGUGGCUCUUUGCUUCCACCCCAUCUCCGUUGGAGGAGCCGCUGCUGAAGCAGGAGGUGGCGCUGGAGAAUGGCGCCACAACGCUGAAUCACUCCAUGGCAAUGGUGCAGCGCAUGGAAGGUCUUCUGGUCCAAGGCAACGGCAGUGAUGUGGUCCUCCGCGUGCAGACGGUCAACACGGAUGAGGUGAAGGUGAUCCAGGCGCACACGCUGGUGCUCUCGCUGCAGAGCGAGGUGUUUGAGGAGCUGCUGCUCAGCCACAACACCAGCACCUUGGUCCUGAGAGAGCCUGCCGACUGUACUGCUGUCUUUGACAAGUUCAUCAGGUACCUCUACUGCGGUGACAUCUCUGUGCGCCUGGACCAGGCAAUCCCUCUGCACAAGCUGGCUAGCAAGUACCGUGUGUGGAGCCUCCAGCAGGGCCUGAGCCAGUACAUGACAGGACACCUGUCCAGCGACUCCCCGACCGGCCACGUGGUUGGCUGGUACCAGUACGCCAUGCAGAUCGGCGACGCCAACCUGAGGGACAGCUGCCUCCAGUACCUCUCCUGGAACCUGUCGUCGGUGUUGCAGAGCGGCGAGUGGGGCUCCAUCAGCGACGACCUGCUGCUGUCCCUGAUGCAGCGCUCCGACCUCAUCCUGCAGAGCGAGCUGGAGCUCUACGAGGCCCUGGAAGCCUGGAUCGGCCAGAACCAGCCGGCCGGCCUAACGGUGGAGAAUGCCCUGAGGCAGGUACGCUACGGCAUGAUCCCUCCGCAGCACCUGUUCCGUCUGCAGAAGCAGUCCCCAAUCAUGCUGAAAUACUACGAGUCCAUCCGUGACCUGCUCUUCCUGGCCUUCCAGUUCCACUCGGCCUCGCCUGUCCAACUGGCCAAAUACUUUGACGUCAACUGCAGCAUAUUCACGCCACGCAACUACCUGUCACCGUCCUGGGGCUCUCCGUGGGUCAUCAAUAACCCCACUCGCGACGACCGCAGCUUCAGCUUCCAGACCCAGCUGGGCCCCAGCGGCAGCGACGCCAGCAAGCGGGUGACCUGGAACGCCCUGUUCUCCCCGCGCUGGCUCCCGCUCAGCGUGCGCUCCGCCUAUACAAACGAGAUGCAGGCCACACGCACUGACGGCGGUCGUCCUCGCAUCAUCGUCACCCCAGCCACUUCCAGCCCCGACUUCGCAGGUGUGAGCUUCCAGAAGACGGUGAUCGUGACGGCGAGGCAGGGGGGUAAAAUGGUGGUUCGUCACGUCUACAACUUCCACCAGAGCACUGAGGAGGCCGGGGAUUUCCUGGUGGAAGCCGACCUUCACCGCCGGGCGUCUGAAUACCUCAUCGACAGCUCCCUCUACCUGCACGUCGUGGUAAAGCCCCUUUACCACAGCCUCAUCGUUGCCAGGAAAUAGGCCAAGAGG